Molecule: messenger RNA, 5376 nt
Organism: Bombina bombina (fire-bellied toad)
Lineage: Eukaryota; Metazoa; Chordata; Amphibia; Anura; Bombinatoridae
Gene: RAD54L2
Product: RAD54 like 2
Exons: 14
Coding region: 168-2777 (869 amino acids)
Cellular component (GO): nucleus
Molecular function (GO): ATP hydrolysis activity
Source: RefSeq, a predicted model, not a curated record
UGAUCGGACAGGCCUGCAGGGACUGAGCGGAGGCGGGGGAGGCCGGAACUUGAGCCAGGGGAGCCGGGAGAACUAAGACACCGAGGCCCGAGCGGUGGUACCGAAUUGGCCCAUUGUGUGAGGACAGGAUGAGCAGGUAACACGUCAAACUCCAGAACAAAAUCACAAUGUCAGGAGAGUCCAACUCUGCUAGUGAGCCAGAACUUGACCCGGAAGAUAUGGAAGAAGGAGAUGAAGAUGAUGAUGACGACGAGGAGGAGGAGGAGGAGGAAGAAGAAGAGGAAGAUGAGGAUGAGGAGCACGAUGAGGAUGAGAAUGAUGGGGAUGAUGAAGAAGACAUGCCUGACAAAAAGGAGAGGUCCCAGAGUGCAGCUGUAGGCGCAGACAAUUCUGAGCAAGAUGGAGAGGAAGGAUGGAAGCAGUCAGCUACCUCAGGAAAGAAAGAAACUGAGGAGGCAAUGAAACGAGCACUAAAACCAGCAAACCUGAGAAGGAACAUUCGUAAGCUGCUCCGAGAGGAUCAACUGGAAGAGGUGACCAAGACAGCUCAACAAUUAGAGCUAGAGAGACGCAAACGUCUAGAGCAGCAGAGGAAAGAUUACCCACUACCUGUUAUUCCCACUCUCCCCGCUGAGGCUCUUGACUUCCUUCAAGUGAGUCAUCUGAUCUCUUCCUCUCUCAAGGCAAAGGAAGUCAUGUGUGAUUAUCAGCCAGGCAUGCUGCACAACUCUCCAAAAAUGGUUUUACUUUUUCAUCUGAUUGAGGAAAGCAUGCUAUUAGGGGACAAGAUCCUGGUGUUCAGUCAAAGCCUCUCCACGCUCUCCAUCAUAGAAGAGUUCCUAGGCAAGAGAACAAUGCCAAUUCCACCAGGAACAGAGGGAGAGGAAGUACACACAUGGGUCAAAAACCUCAACUACUACCGACUUGAUGGCAGCACAUCAGCAUCUGAAAGGGAGCGUUUAAUAAACCAGUUUAAUGAUCCUAAUAACAAGAAUGUGUGGCUCUUUCUGCUAUCUACAAGAGCUGGAUGUUUGGGAGUAAACUUGAUCGGUGCAAACCGUGUUGUAGUGUUUGAUGCCUCUUGGAAUCCAUGUCAUGAUGCUCAGGCAGUUUGCAGAGUGUACAGAUAUGGACAGAGAAAACCCUGCCACAUCUAUCGGUUGGUGUCUGACUAUACUCUUGAAAAGAAGAUAUAUGACCGCCAGAUUACUAAGCAGGGAAUGUCAGAUCGUGUGGUCGAUGACCUGAACCCAGAUGUAAAUUUUACUCGCCGAGAAGUAGAGAAUCUGCUACAUUUUGUAGAAGAGGAACCAGACCCCUCUCGGCAGCACCUGGACCCUUCAGGAUACUGUGAGACUGUUCUUCAAAAAGCCUGUUUGCUGUACCCCAACCUCAUCACCAGGGAGCCUUUCCAGCACGAAUCUCUUCUUCUAGAUCGCAAAGAGCAAAAACUGACACUUGCAGAAAAAAAGGCUGCAAAACGCAGUUAUGAAGAGGAAAAACGAGCAUCUGUGCCAUACACACGACCCUCAUACACUCAGUACUACCCUGCACCAGAUCACAGUCUCUCUAAUAUCCCUGCAUUUAGUCAGAGGAACUGGCGACCUCUACCAAAAGGGGAUGACAGACCAAUAGCCAGUGUACGACCAUUGCAAUCCACACCUAUCCCCAUGAUGCCGCGCCAUGUCCCGCUAACCCACGCUGGACCUGCACCACCUACCGUUCACCCUUAUAACUUCCCAGUCAACUACCUGCAGAGAGCUGGCGUCCUAGUGCAGAAGGUUGUGACUACCACAGAUAUUGUUAUUCCAGGAAUGACCACAUCCACGGAUGUCCAGGCACGAAUUAGUGCAGGCGAGAGCAUUCAUGUUAUACGUGGCACAAAAGGAACAUAUAUCCGUACUAGUGACGGGCGAAUAUUUGCUAUCAGAGCAAGUGGGAAGAAGAGCGGAGAAGGAAGGCGCCUAGCACCCUCAGGUUCCCAGGGCCCCUCUGGGCACUAUUUAAGCAAUGGACGUCACGUCUCCACAAACCCCACAACCAACAACUCAGAAGAUCCCUCCAGACCUCUUUCCCCAGACAGUCCUGAGAUUUUGAAUGAGCUACAACAGUAUGCAGAUGCAGCAGCUUCCCGUGGUUCCCACUCAACCCCUCAGCUGUUGCCCCAGAACAUCCCUUUGCAGAGUUUGAACAAAGUUCCUAACUUGCAGUCAAGGAAGCGCAAGGAGCCUUCUGGCCAAUCUAGCCGCUGGCACCCAAACAAGAGGCAGGUUUAUCCAUUAUUGGGUUACCCCAAUGCAGCCAGCUUUGGGUUGCCCCCCUCUACAAUGAACCAUGGCCUUUCUCGGGCUUCAAACUCUGUAUAUAUGGGGGCUGGUGGCUCUUCCCACUUCCAGCUACCCUCAAUGCUGCCAGACCCCCAGAUGAGCCUUCCAAUGGUUUCAGACUCAUUACUAACAUCAUCAUCAGGCGCUACCUCUACCCCAUCUGGUGCGUCUCCGUAUCUGUUGCCACCCAAUUAUCCUUUACCUUUCUCACAGCCCCUGCUCCCACAAACCAGGAUGUUUGCCCCCUUCCCUUCAUCACUGCUAAACCGGGGGAUCCCCACCAAUAGUUCAGCCUCAGCCUUCCCUGGCUACCUCUCUUCUCAAUCUGGGUACUCAUCAUCAUCUAAUGCUGGUUCAUCGCGACACUUCCCUGCAAGUGAGGCUGACGUGGGUUCAAGUGAGGAUGAUGGCCGAGACGACGAUGAUGUGGUUGAGGUGACAGGGAAAUAAGAUAACCUUGAUUGGUGAGAAACUCUGAUCUUUAGAUUCACAGCUGGCAAACUGGUAAAGGAGCUGGUGAGUGUGGAGUAAAGCUUCAAGCAAGGAAUUGGCUCAGCCUUCCUGGAACUGGCCCAGGGUAUAGUUGCCACCACAUCCAUCAUUCCACAAGUAGAGAUCGAUGACUUGGCAAAAAGCCUCAUCUCUCUUAUUCCCUGCUGCCUUUAUUACAAGCAGGGACAAGGCAACAACAAAAAACAAGUUGUCAAAAUAAGUGGCAGCUCACAAACUUCUGUAUUCCUUCCCGAUCUCACCCUUACUGAAUGUUUCUUACGAUCAGUCUUGUCGUAGACUCUGGUCAGGCCAUUUAACUGGUCUUUUAGUCUGUUUCUGUACCAAACUUAACAUCCAGGCAACAUUGUGCAACUAUCUGAUCUCUUGAAUUAUAUUUCUUCAGACACUGAGGUCUGUUACACUUAACCUGCGUCAUCCAUGUCUAUUAGUUGCACACAAUGGAGGAGCAUCUGACUGGCAGCAUCGAGCAUCUCAUGUAUUUAUGGAGGAAAGAAAUCUGAAAACAUGUUUUAUCUUGCAACUGAUAACUGAAAACUAACUAGUAGUGAAAGGGUUAGGAUCAGCAACGUAGACAAACAGGCUACAUCAUAUUCCAUUUGUAAACUUAACAGCUAGUUAGGAUAAAACUGGUUUUAGACUAUAGUGAAGCACUCUCUUUUUAUCAAGUUAAGUUUACAACAACAAUGUGAUGUAGCCCUGAUAUGAAAAUUUAUAUAGUCUACUCAAUGCAGUAUAAUUACAGCAAUGACAAUUUUUCAAUAAAACUGUAAACAUCUUCAAUAAAAUUCCCGAAAUACCUUUUGGUGCCUCAACUGUAUAAAUAUGAGGUCAAUAGUAGCAUACAACAAGAAUGUUAUAUGUUUUAAGCCAUUUUUUUCCGUUAGAGAGCAAGAACCUACUUUCAAAUCUUAUUUUAUGUUUUUGUUCUUUGUUUAAUGUGCAUUGGAUUGCCAGACACCGUUCAUGCAUAUAAAAAGGUCUAACUGCAACACAAAGAUACCCUGCAACACUCGUUGUGUGCUUUACAAAAUCAUGCAUUAAACAGUUUUAUUUUUAGAUUUACUCUGCCAGCACACACCAAACAAUACAUUACUUAAAGGGACAUUGGUUAUUUUUAAAGCCUUUUUUAUGUAUUAUAGUAAAGGGAUGUUCCAAUGCUGAAACAUUCACUUUUUUUUUUUUGUUCUUAUACUUCUGGGGCAUAACUGUUCGUCAAUAACGUGGAAGUUUUGCUGAUCAGUCAGUUACAAUCCCAAUUCUUAUUAUUUUUAUAAUAAACCACUUUAACAUAAGCAUUUUACCCAUACAAUUUUUUUUUUAACAUGCUUAAAGGCAUAUAAAGCUCACAUUUUUUUUCUUUUUUUUUCUUUCAAGAUUCGGAUAGAGCAUACAUUUUUUUAAAAAAGCUUUCCAAUACCAAUAAUGCUAUAUAUAAUUGUGAACACUUGGACAGCAGCAGUGUUUCCACAAUGUUUAACAUUAUUAAAAGAAUUGCUGCACAUCUGCUGUCAUAUAGUGCAUGUUUUUCGGCCUUCCUAGGUAUGCUUAUAAACAAAAGAUACCAAGAGAAGGAAGUAAAUAUCAUGAUAGAAAUAAAUUGGAAGGUUAUUUAAAUGUGUACACUCUCUCAAUCAUGAAACAAAAAAAGUAUAAUUUCCUUCUAAGCAGUGCUGUUAACUGUGCAUGAUAGAAAUUUGUAUUAUCACUCCUUACUUCAGGUUACAUGUUUGUAAGUUAAACAAAAAAACAACUUAAGUUAUUAUCUGUUGUACACUUUUAUGUGAAUUUAAAAACAAGUUAUAAACAUUUGAAUGAUGUCUGCUACUUCCGCACACAGCCUUUUGUUGAUUAACCUUAGUUAUAAACCAUUUGAGCAAUAGUGAUAUGGGAGAAGACAGCAUGAUGGAACUAUUUAAAGGGUUUUUAUUUAUUUUUGUUUUAGAUGUACACAUAAAACUAUAUUCUUUUUCUACAUUUUGUUUUAUUACAUUUAACUAUAAAGUUUUUUUCCCCCAUACUGUUGAAGUAGUGAAAUAUAUAUAUAUAUAUAUAUAUAUAUAUAUAUAUAUAUAUAUAUAUAUACAUAUACACACAUCCGUUUCAAGCCUAGAGGUUGUGAGAUGUUGCGAAAGCUUUGGAGGAUCGUAUAGUCUGGGCAAGCUCAUUUCUGUACCUUUUUGCUUUGUCUUUUAACACUUUAAAUCCCAGACCUCUCUUUAGGGAUAUGAUGGCAGACAUCUGAUGCGCACCUGCCUAGCUUCGUGUCAUUCGUAGAGACUUAAACAGGAAUAACAUUACCAACAGAACCAGAAUCUUCUGGGGCAUCUGGACUGUUAUAAGCUACAAAGCUGGCCACUCAUUGUUUAUAUAAAAAGAAACUAUUUAUUUCUACUUUCUUGUGUCCCAUGUCAUUUUUUAAGUAUAUAAAGAAAAAAGAAAAAAAACAUUAAUCAAAGGUGUAAUGUUGGUAAGGCUAAAUUAUUCCUUGCCUGGUUUUCUUUUUGUAAAAUAAAUGUUAAAUCUGAGAAAGACGAGA